GUUUGUGGGCGGAGCAAUGGUGAAAUCGCGGAAGAUUCAAAACAAAGAUGGCGACACAAAAUGAUUCCCCCCCAAAACAAAAUAAAAGGGCGACAAAGUGCAGUGUGUUCCUGUAUAACGAGCCAAACGCGAGCCAGUCUAUGAUCUGCCACUCGGAGUUCUUUGUGGAGAGGUUAAGAUACGAGAAACCGCAGGUGUUCACGGAUUUGGUGCUGAGCAACAUCACUCGACUCAUAGAUCUGCCCGGAGAGGAGUUUGCUCAGCUGACGGGGGAUUCGGAGCCGAGGCUGCCCUCUUCCUCCUCCAACGGCUUCCUGCGUAGUUUCAACUUCCUGAAACGGAAAGAGAAGAGAGUCGUAUUUGGAGCACCUUUAACUGAAGAAGGAAUAGCACAGAUCUAUCAGCUCAUUGAAUACCUCUUCAAAAACCUUCACGUGGAGGGAUUGUUCCGAGUUCCGGGCAACAGCUUAAGGCAAGCCGCCCUGAAAGAGAUGCUGAACGCCGGGGCUGAUAUAGAUUUGGAGACGGGGGACUUUCAUCCCAAUGACGUCGCCACGCUGCUCAAAGUUUUCCUGGGGGAGCUGCCAGAGCCUUUGCUCACACACAGGCAUUAUCAUGCUCACCUUAAGAUCGGAGAGCUGACUCUCUUUGACGACAAUGGAGACAAGACAAAUGUGCCAGAUAAAGAACGGCAGAUUGAGACCUUUCAGCUGCUCCUCAUGCUGCUCCCCCCAGCCAACCGCAGCCUGCUGAAGCUGCUGCUGGAUUUGCUUCACCACACUGCUCGCAAUCAGCACGCCAACAAGAUGUCUGCGAUCAAUUUAGCCACCAUGUUUGCACCGCACAUCAUCUGGCCCAAAAAUAUGGUUGCGAGAGAUCUUCAGGGAGACAUCGAGAAACUGAACAAUGGCGUUGCCUUUCUAAUCAGGCACUCACAGAAACUGUUCAAGGCGCCUGACUAUAUCAAAGACUAUGCCAAAGCACAUUUCCUGGGAUCAAAGGCUCUUCAAUCAAAUGAUGAUAUGCUGUUGGGAUCUGGUUCUGAAGAUGGGUCGGGGGCUGCAGUCUCAUCUGCUUACCCAUCUCCUUCAGUGAGAUCAAACACCGAAAAGUCAUCAGAGAGCCUGAGUUAUACAGAGACUGCCCUCAGAGAGCUGUACCAGCAGGUCAACAGCAUGCCUGAGUCUGCUAAGAAGAAGAAACUCAUCAGAAAGUUUGAGAAGCAGCCUGGUCUGACUCCAUCAGCAGAAUCUCGGUCACCGUUCACGAGGAGACACCAGCGAUCCCGCUCUUUCAGUGGAAUUAUCAAGAAGAAGGUGUUGGGGAGUCAAUUAUUAGUUGGGAAAGAAAACGGCGGCAGUCCUCCCAGUUCCUGAAGUGUCAGGCACUGAAGGCCAAAAAUCAGCUGCAGAGCAACGGCCUAAUCAUAACUAGAAGACCACAGGGAACUCUUACAAAGGAUGAUCGGAGUGGCGCUUUAACCCCUGUGAAUUUGAAGGAUGGAGAACAUGGAGGACAUUAUGCUGCAUGUACAAGCUGGCCUGAAAAUUCCUAGUAUUCCUCCCAGAUUAGCUGUAGAUGUCCAGACAAAAUGUCACAGACAGAUGGAUCCCAGAACGACGUCUGACCGCCAACUAUCACAGGAUUCUUGUCUACAAUAUUAAGAUGCUUUGUUUUCUGCUUCUCCGUUCAAACAUCUGUCUGUAGUUCAUCAAAGUAGCUGCUGUAUUCCAGUUAUGUAAAGCGGACACCAACCUAAUGCUUAGCCUCUUUCUUCUCCAGGGUUUUCAUUAUAAAAUAGUCGCCGUCAGAACUCCAGGAUCAUCUUAAACUUUUGAAAGAGAUGCCACGAUGACCUGUCGAGUUAUUCUUUUAUUUUUCUGUGAGUUUUGUUGCUUCCACUGAAUAAGAAUUGAGUUUAUGUAAGCCGGUAGGAGGAAACUGUUACUAUGCACCAGAGAAGCGGACAAACUUCCAUUUGGUCCAGUUGAAUUGUCUCUUCCUUUUAUAAUUUGGAUUUGUUGUGCUAAAAACAUUUGUACGCACAGAUCGUCAUAAGAAUAUUUAUUUUUAAUUGAUAGUUUAUUCAGUGAAAAGAAAAUUUUAAUUUUAUAGUUUUUAAGCUUUUGUGAAAGAUUUAAUUUACUAUUUAAGUAUUUUAUUUGCUGUUAAGUAUAGUAAGAAUUGGUCAUGACAGCCCUGAGCUGUUACUUCAGAGAUGUGCCUUAAAGAGAUAAACUUUCUUAACUAUUGACCUUUUUUAUUAUUUUUUUUACUUUUUUUAAAAAACAUUUUCUUAUGGAUGUGUCUUAAAAUGGGAAAUAACAGUUUUACUUGAUUGAUUUUAGUAAAAUGCAUGACUACUGUGAUACUUUGGUCAAAUGUUAGUUCAAAUUCUUUGGGAGGUUUACAAUUUUAUAAUUUUUGUAUUUUACUUAUUUUAGAUUUUAUUGUUUUGUUUUUUUUGCUACAUCAAGUUUUUAUGUUUUUGUAAAGUGUGAACUAAGAUUUUUUUGUUUCUGUUUUUUAUUUUUUUGUUGUAUUUUUACACAGUUUUUAUUGUACCCACUGUUUCAGGCAUUUCUGUAAGGAGCCAGUUGCUUAUGUUGAUUUAUAUUACUUCAAAAAGCUGUUACAUUUGAAAAGCGGUCCAACAUUUAAGAACUUUAUUUUUUUCUAGAAAAAUGUAUUUUUGGCCAAACUGCUGUUGUGUUGUAAUUUUAUUUGCAACCACAAGGCUACGCUCUUCAGCUUUAAAUGACAUGGACCCUUAAGCGCAGCUGUUUUUUUAAUUUAUUUUUUAAAAUAUUAUGGUUUUGAGAGUUAACAGUCUUUGGUGUGUGAAGUUCAUGGAACCACUAAUGUGUUGCAGAAGCAAAUCCAAUUCCUUUUUGUUUGAUUUUAAUGAUUUGAUCAAAUGUUCUCCUGGGUUUUGAGGGACUUGUGUUUCUUUUGAGCCCUUUUAUUUCCUUUUUUUAUAUGAUUUUUAUUUCAUUUUGUGUUGACACUGAUGCUUAUUGAACUUGUUUCCUUUAAAGAAAGUUUAAAUUACCACCACAAGGGAUUGUCAUAAACUCCUCCUCCUUUAAGCAAAAUACAGAACCAAAGGAUUUAUGUGAGUUGAAUAAUGUACAGCUAUUCUAACUCAUCAAAGAUGUGAACAAAAAAAGUUGAAUUUCCUUAAAAUCCUGUAAAUAAAUUCUCCAUACAUUAA
This is a messenger RNA of Oryzias latipes (Japanese medaka), 3214 nucleotides long. RefSeq names its product rho GTPase-activating protein 19. Gene Ontology annotation, molecular function: GTPase activator activity. Gene Ontology annotation, cellular component: cytoplasm. The record is from RefSeq and is a predicted model, not a curated record. NCBI's taxonomy places the organism in Eukaryota, Metazoa, Chordata, Actinopteri, Beloniformes, Adrianichthyidae. Gene Ontology annotation, biological process: signal transduction; regulation of small GTPase mediated signal transduction.